AUGGAGCCUGACGACGGUGGCCAGGCGGCUGUCUUCGACGACCUCGGCGAGAAGCAGGUAUACGGGCCGACCAAGCCCGCCCACGCGUGGCCAAAGCCGUGGACGAACCUCGAGACGCAGGAGCACGUGCAGGUGGUGAAGGCUGCGAGCGGACUGCUCCAGGAGCCGCUGCGGACCGACAUGGGGGACGACGAGAUCUUCGUCGGCAAGGACUCGAUCCACAUCCUCAAACACCACGGCUCGUACAUGCAGCAGGACCGCUCCCUCAAGGGCAAGGACAAGCAGCACUCGUACCAGUUCAUGCUGCGGCUCAAGAUGCCAUGCGGGGAG
Emiliania huxleyi CCMP1516 is the source of this 330-nucleotide messenger RNA. RefSeq lists its product as hypothetical. The annotation marks the transcript as partial. The record is from RefSeq and is a predicted model, not a curated record. Lineage: Eukaryota; Haptophyta; Isochrysidales; Noelaerhabdaceae. The transcript has a single exon.